CCAACGUCACUGGCGAGGUCAGUCUGUCGACGGCAUCCACUGUUGCAGGAACCGUCUCGUAGCGGCGUUACAUUAAUCUCGUUUAUCUAUCGUAUUCCCGUAGGAUUCGGUCGCGUAUAUAUUUUUAUCAGUGCGGCGUUUUUUUUGCAGUGCGAACGUCUUCGGAUCUAUUUAAAAUAAUUAUUAUAUACAUAUUACGACCAAGUUUUUGACCAAGCUCGGUUUAUUUUCAUAUUCUUGUCCGGCGUGUAUCGUGGUGUGCGGUGGCGGUAGUUAACCCGAACGUAAACCUAUGUGGCUGUACAAAUAUCGGUACAAAAGCGCGGGCGAACCAUCGAGGAAAUGACCGCCGCCGCGAUUUCGCGGCUUUGGCCUGACGGCGGUGGUGUCGCGGGCCGGCCGUCGCGCCGUCCCCGCUACGUUGUCGAGGCCAAUACUACUGUUCUGCUGCUGGUGCCGCUUUUAAUGCUGGCCCUGGCGACGGCGUCCCGUGCGUCCGACAGCUGUGAUUGGAGCGGAAGCGGACUGACGUCGGAUUCGUCGGAACACUCGGUGCGGCCCGUCCGAUUGGACCGGUGCUGGGCGGGCACGGUGCGCUGGUCGUACCCGCGAGGCGCGCUAAGGGUGGUGUUCCGGUUGACGGGCACCAGUGGUGGCCGCGAGUUCCGCGUCUGCCUCAAACCGGACAGGCUGGAUGGCGUUCGUGUGCUUUUGGACAGCGCACCCCGUCGCCUGAUCGCCGUAUACGAUUACCGCAAGGCUGAUGAGCCGCUCCGGUCGAGGUGCUUCAAGAGCGUUGGUGGCACGGCCGCGUUCUACGUGGAGGCGGACAAGACUGGCGACCAGUCCGGUCCCGUCCGGUUCCGUUAUGAUCUCGAACCUCUCGCCGAGCCAGCACCCCAACUUUUCGUAGCCGACAACCUUGACGACGAAUGCCGGCCGUGUACCGUAGAAGAAAUGACACAAGCUUACUGCACGAGUAGUUUAGUGGUCCAAGGCACCAUAGUGGGGGUGUCUUACGACGGCGAUGUGUCGCGCGUGCGCGUGAUGCCCACCAAGGCGCACCGUCUGCCGCCCGAAGAGGACGACCUGCCGGUGCAAGUGUCACCGCCGCAACAGCAGCAAGAGGACGAAAGCGGACGACCGCGGCGCGACGACCGGCGGCCGAUGACCAUAACGUUCGGCCGGGGCUGCAGGCCUGCCGCCGGGCCCGGCGAGUUCGUGUUCAUGGCCCGCACCAAGUUCGACGAGUUGGCCCUGCGGUGCGCGCCCAGGCUGGAGGAAUGGAGGCAAGCCGUCAAGGCAGACAAAGCUCCCGGUUGCAUUCUGGCCGGUUGACCUUCGGACACACAUCAUAAUAUAUAUUUUACGUUCAUAUAUAUAUAUAUAUAUAUAAUGUAUAAAUAUAUAUUUCUAAGUUAAGAUAGGUACCGUACGGACGUGAUAUUAUAUAAUAUAUUAUAUUUUGUUUUACGCAUUACACGUAUAGUACCUAAGUAGGAACUGUUAUAUAUUACAUACUAUACAGGGUUACCAAAACCGUUGUUGAAUUACGUUGUUUAAAAACUAUUUUUAUUUUUUUUCAAAAGUCAUGUUAUAAUAAUAUUUAUAGAAUACGUCGUGUAAAAAUAGCCAUUUUAGCUUUAAAUAUAGCCAUAUAAAGGUAAUGUAUAUACAUUAUACUCUCAGUAGACGCUUAAACAAAGAUCGCUAAAUGCAACGGCUAUGUAUAUAAAUGAUAAUCGUUCCGCAAACGAAAAGUCGUAUAUACUCGUGGAUAUCAUUAUAAUAUUAUAAUCUUGUAAUUAAUACUAUAAAAGUUCGCGGUUGGUCGGGUGUAGUUGGCAGAAAUUGCGUUCAGUGAAUAGUCUCAUCAGAAAGGGAGGAAGAAGGAAGGGAGUAGGAGGAAGUGGGCAUGGCUCGUGUACAUAAUAUAUUAUUAUAGUUUCCUUAUUGACGUAGAAAAAGGGUUCUGUGGCUGUGAUCUGAAACUUUUUACGUAAAUAUUAAAAAGAAAUUUAAAAAAAGUAAUAAGACACAAUGGACGUGCGUACCUAUACUCUUAAUUAUAAUAUAUGUGAAAGCUCGACGUCAAGUCGUCUGUAUUCGUGUGUGCUAUAAUAGAUAGGUGGUAUACGCGUAUAGUCGUUCAUUUCUGACUGGUAGGUAAAUAAUUUAGCGCUUGCACUACUUUUCGUAAGAAUUAUGACAUAAUAAACUUUGUAUGAUACUACAUAUAUACGACAAUAUACCAAAACAUUAUACUGUUGGCAAUUCAAAGAUUUUAACGCACGCCAGUCCAAAAGGUUCUUUUAACUCCCUCCCUUGUUACGUUUAUGUAAUGCUAUAAUGUACGUGCGGUAUAUAUGAAUUGUAUAUCGUUCAUAUGUGAAUCUAUGUGCCAAACCUUAAAUAAAAAAAAAAAACAAAAGUUUUUAUUUAUACAAGUAAUAUCAUUAUUGGUUUGUAGUUAUAUUAUAUUAUAAAGAUAUAAUAUCAAAUGGUUUAUUCGAUUUUAUUAUACUUAACUUUAUUUAUAUAUAUACGCAUUAAAAACAAUACCUUUAUAUAUUAUAAUUCUAUUAUUUCUAACGAGCUUCAUAUUAUGCAUUUCGUAGUGCAAUGUUAAAAUAUUAAUAUUAAGAUAAUGUGUUUGUUAGGAUUAUUAUUUUAAUCACUUUGUUAUGUUUUUAAUAAUUGUAAAAUCUCAUAUUUUGUGUAAAUUAUUUUUGUUUGUGUAUGAAUAUAUUGUAACUAUCAUUAUACGAUAUAUUAUGAUCUCAAUUUUUAAAACAAUAUUAAAUAUCGAACAAAAAUUGUAAUUAAUUUGACUAAUAUUUAAAAUAUAUUUGUGUUAUCAGUUAAAA
Molecule: messenger RNA, 2867 nt
Organism: Acyrthosiphon pisum (pea aphid)
Lineage: Eukaryota; Metazoa; Arthropoda; Insecta; Hemiptera; Aphididae
Product: meteorin-like protein
Exons: 4
Coding region: 343-1338 (331 amino acids)
Molecular function (GO): hormone activity
Source: RefSeq, a predicted model, not a curated record